GCGUCGCGAAAAAGCUCUUGGGAUCUACCUGAUCUGCAUCUGCUCAACCCGAGAAAUCAAUAAAAACCCUAGACACUGUUAAGCCCUGUUCCGCCAUCACCAUCACCAUCACAAUUCUCUGUUGGGUUGGGGUUUCAGAUCUUCGUAUUUAAACACGUUGGAGUAACUGUUUUUCUGGCUAAAAAAUGGGAGGAGGAUUUAGAGUGCUGCAUCUGGUCAGACCAUUUUUAUCAUUUCUGCCAGAAGUUCAGAGUGCUGACAGGAAGAUUCCCUUUAGAGAAAAGGUCAUAUACACCGUCAUUUCUCUUUUCAUCUUUCUGGUUUGCAGUCAGCUCCCUCUAUAUGGCAUACACUCUACAACAGGUGCAGACCCUUUCUAUUGGAUGCGUGUUAUUCUUGCUUCAAACCGUGGAACUGUCAUGGAACUGGGGAUCACUCCUAUCGUGACUUCUGGUCUGGUGAUGCAACUCUUAGCUGGGUCAAAGAUCAUUGAGGUGGACAACAGUGUCCGUGAAGAUCGUGCACUCCUAAAUGGUGCACAGAAGUUGCUGGGAAUCCUGAUUGCCGUUGGUGAGGCUGUUGCCUAUGUUCUGUCAGGAAUGUACGGAAGUGUCGGCCAACUUGGUGUUGGGAAUGCUAUUCUCAUUAUUAUUCAGCUUUGCUUUGCUGGAAUCAUUGUUAUAUGCUUAGAUGAACUUCUCCAGAAGGGAUAUGGUCUUGGAUCUGGGAUUUCCCUUUUCAUAGCUACCAAUAUCUGUGAGAAUAUAAUCUGGAAAGCAUUUAGCCCCACAACUAUCAACAGUGGCCGUGGUGCUGAAUUUGAAGGUGCUGUUAUUGCUUUGUUCCAUCUACUGAUUACUAGGACAGAUAAAGUUCGUGCUCUCCGGGAAGCUUUCUACCGGCAGAACCUUCCAAAUGUGACAAAUCUGCUUGCGACUGUCCUGAUCUUCCUUAUUGUUAUCUACUUCCAAGGUUUCCGUGUUGUUUUGCCUGUGAGAUCCAAAAAUGCACGUGGACAACAGGGUUCUUAUCCAAUUAAGCUAUUUUACACAUCGAACAUGCCCAUCAUUCUUCAAUCUGCACUUGUAUCCAAUCUUUAUUUCAUCUCUCAGUUGCUACAUAGGAAGUACAGUGGAAAUUUCUUGGUAAAUCUAUUGGGUAAGUGGAAGGAAUCUGAAUAUUCAGGCCAGUCUAUCCCAGUUGGUGGUCUUGCUUACUAUGUCACUGCACCAUCAAGCUUGGCAGACAUGGCAGCCAAUCCCUUUCAUGCUCUCUUCUAUUUAGUGUUCAUGCUGUCAGCCUGUGCACUGUUCUCAAAAACUUGGAUUGAGGUUUCUGGAUCUUCUGCUAAAGAUGUGGCCAAGCAACUUAAGGAGCAACAAAUGGUGAUGCCUGGACAUCGGGAUUCAAAUUUACAGAAGGAAUUGAAUCGGUAUAUCCCUACUGCAGCGGCGUUUGGGGGAAUGUGCAUUGGUGCCUUAACCGUGUUGGCCGAUUUCAUGGGAGCAAUUGGUUCGGGGACAGGAAUUCUACUUGCGGUUACAAUCAUAUAUCAGUACUUUGAGACAUUUGAGAAGGAGAAGGCCAGUGAGCUGGGUAUCUUUGGCUUUUAAGAUCUAGUGGUUUUUCUUGGAUGAUGAUGACAGUGACAAUGAGUUCGAUUGCAGCUUAGGUCGAGCUGAGAGAUCAAUGUAGUGUUUGACCUUUGUUGAAAUUUUACUUAGCAACUUGACUACUUGUUUACUUGUGAAAUUUCAAAAUGUUAGGAAAUACAUGGAGGCAAACUAACAGCUGUUUUGGCAAAAAACAAUUUUCUUCUUUUGACUUA
Camellia sinensis is the source of this 1828-nucleotide messenger RNA. RefSeq lists its product as uncharacterized. Gene Ontology annotation, cellular component: membrane. NCBI's taxonomy places the organism in Eukaryota, Viridiplantae, Streptophyta, Magnoliopsida, Ericales, Theaceae. The record is from RefSeq and is a predicted model, not a curated record. Gene Ontology annotation, biological process: protein transport.